CUAAAAAUGUAUUCUAACCUAGACUUCUUAGGUUUAUUAUGUAUAGAUGAAUGCUUAGCAAUCGUGCAGUUUAAUUCAGCAGAAUUAAUAUAGCUCGGCGUGCCUUGUCCUUCCGCAGCCUUGGAAGAACGGAAGGAAGGAACCACAUCAUUUUUUCUUCUUCAGCAGAGUAGACGAAUCUUGUACGGCCUCUUUACAUUGACAUCGCCUUACUAAUCAGCGGCCCUGCUUGGGAAUGUUGAUAUCGGCUUGAAGGUGGAAAGAAGCCCUCGGGAAGUUAAUACAUCAUGGAAAUCUCGCUUUCCCUUCCGAGUAUUAAAGAUAAGGAGGAGGAGGAUGAGGAAAUAGCAAAGCAACUAGCAAAAGCCAUAAAAGUCUGUUUAUCUGAAGUCCCAAAUAAACAGAAUACAUCACAUGGUAAACACAUGGGAGGCAUUGUUACUACAUUCAAAAUUAAGGGAUCCAAUGCAGCGAAGGACAAUACUGCACAAUUGGAAAUCCCUAAAGAGAAAUGUCUAUCAAUGACAGGACCAGAUGAAUCAAAGUCUUGGACACCUGAAAUACAUUUCGCUUCAUCUAGCAUAAGAAGUAAGUAUGAUUCAGAAAAAAAUAGUAAUAAGUCAGCUCAAGGACUUGAUAAAUGUGUGAUAGAAGCGUCGGCAUGGAAAAUUGAAAAGCAGCUCCAAGAUGGACUUGUGGUUCCACCAACAAAUCCAAAAAAACUGAAUCAGUUAAUCCGGAAGCAAGUCAAAGACACAUUAGGCACUAAAUGGUUUGAUAUGCCAGCACAGAUCAUCACUUCCGAAUUGAAGAAGGAUCUUCAAUUAUUGAAGUUGAGAAAUGUCAUCGAUCCUAAAAGACAUUACAAGGCGGAUGAUUCCAAAGGCCUCCCUAAGUAUUUCCAGGUGGGGACUGUCAUAGAACCUGCUACAGAAUUCUACUCGGCAAGGUUGACAAAGAAAGAACACAAGCCAACUAUUGCAGAUGAACUGCUUUCUAAUCCUGAUCUUAGUCGAUACAGGAAACGCAAGAAUGCAGAGUUUGACAAUCAGCAGAACACUGUUUCCAGGAAAGGUCGGAAGACGAAAAAACAUUCUCGUAAGCAUGGAAGAUAAUUUUGUCGAUUGCUUAGUCCAAAAUAAUAUUUUCAUUUUUAGUGCAUCUUAUAGCAAAGAAUACAUACCCUAUUAUUAUGGGCAUUGUAAAUGUUUAAUAUGCAAUUAGAUCCGUUUUGUAGCAUCAACUUUAGUGUUAUAAAGUAUUUUGAAAUGUUGAAAAUUUGGAAUUUUGGAAACAAUAGUGUAUGUGAGUAUGGGAAUAAAAUUUCAUCUUUGUCCUAAAUAUAAA
Messenger RNA from Cryptomeria japonica (Japanese cedar), 1347 nucleotides. RefSeq lists its product as uncharacterized. Gene Ontology annotation, cellular component: nucleolus. Gene Ontology annotation, biological process: RNA processing. NCBI's taxonomy places the organism in Eukaryota, Viridiplantae, Streptophyta, Pinopsida, Cupressales, Cupressaceae. Gene Ontology annotation, molecular function: RNA binding. The transcript is spliced from 9 exons. The record is from RefSeq and is a predicted model, not a curated record. Bases 288 to 1115 code for a protein of 275 amino acids.